This is a messenger RNA of Amoebophrya sp. A25, 522 nucleotides long. The record is from the annotation of a GenBank genome assembly. Lineage: Eukaryota; Dinophyceae; Syndiniales; Amoebophryaceae.
AAAGGAUGACACCACCGACAAUUGAGAAAAACAGUGAUGAGAAAAAUUCAAAAGUACUUCUGCGAGGUCUGUGGUGCUGAAGAGUCGUGAGUAGACUCACGGAUCUGUCUAGAGUGAGCAGGGACUUGACAAAUCUGCAUUAGAAGACUAGUUGUGACCCGAGUGAUGUCUGUUGUGAGACCUCCAUACUUGUAUCUUCAUGAAUAUCACAACUAAUACUCAUUCUAGUCAUGCUGUUCCUUCUUGUUCUUAUGUGCUUCAGUGCUUGCUUCGUCGUAGAAAAAUUCCUUUUCGACUUUCCAGUGAUAUACUGAUAGGUGUACAACUUCUAUACUGAUACGUGAUAGCUGUACUACUAUGUAUACUUAGAUGAACAGAUUCAAGCACUGAGCUCUCCGCUUCAGAGCUUGUUUGUCGAGGAGGUCUCUGGUCUUUGGAGGCCUCUGGUCUGUUUCAUCUGCUUUGUAUCUGUACUGGUCGUGGAGUGAAGUAGAACUUGUUUGAGUGGCUUGAAAGGCUGAC